Messenger RNA from Durusdinium trenchii, 1686 nucleotides. The record is from the annotation of a GenBank genome assembly. Lineage: Eukaryota; Dinophyceae; Suessiales; Symbiodiniaceae.
AUGGGCUGCGCAUGGAUUGCCGCGGCCUGCGCCUGGACAGCCGCCGCGGACGUUGCGGACGGACGUGAAGCACCGUGGCGAGCAGCGGAGAAGCUGCGCUUGGCGAAGCAGAAGUUGGAGCUGGCCUUUGCGGGGCCUACGGUAGACUUCAACUCCCUCAACUUUGAGCUGCUUUCUGCAGCCUUGAAGCUCAUGCAAGAGGUGGCCGAGAACGUCAACCGCGUGAUGCAUGCGGGCUACGUGAAGGUCCUUCGCGAUGAGGAUGGAAAUGUAGAGUACGAGCUGAGUGCUGAAGAUGAGUGGGCUGUAGAAGAGUACACCAUGAAGUAUGUCUUCGUCUUGGCGGAUUUGAUCCCCUUAGUCUUUGCUAGCCCCCCAGAACUGGCCUCUGCACUGCAAAACGAGCGCGGGCACCCCUUGCUUCGCCGGCAGCGGAUCUUGGCCACGUUGCGAGUCUCUUGGUUUACGAUGUUGACGAACCAAAGCUGUUGGUCCAUCCCCUUCUUCGGCGCGCUGGCCGCCCUCUCUCGGCGCCUCACGGAACUCGAGCAGACCGAGCACAGCACGGACUCGCACACGGGUGCCGCUGAGGAGAGGGACCCGUACCGUCAACACCUUCAAUCUCUCCUGGAGCAGCCAUGGGGAGAGCGGCCAGCGGGAAUCCACUUGCAGGUGCAAUCGGAGCCGCUUCUGAGCUGGGAGCAGACGCGUUGGAAGGCCUUCCGAAAGGCUUGCAGCUGGCUGGCCACUGCCAGGAGUCGGGCCUCCGUGGAAGUGGCAGAGAGGCACUUCCGGAGCUUCCAUGCCAAUUCCUUGAGGAGCAUCUUAUUCUCCACAGCGCAGUGGCCUGUCUUUGACCUCCUCCAUCGCCUAGCGCGCCGCCCUCGCUUGGACGACGACCUCAGCCUCGAGGACGAGGACGCGCGACAGGGGGCGGAGAGCGAGGAGUCGACUUGGCCGGCAGGCUCUGUGGAAGCUGGGCAGCAGAGACUUUCACCCGCUUUGGUGCUCGAGUACUACAGACUCUUUCACGUGGUCACCAGCCUCUUCAGCCUCUUUCGUCUCCACUGGUGGGUCUCCCACGGGACGUUGAUCGGUGCCCUGCGCGACGGCGGCCUCUCGCGCCAUGCGGACGACUGCGAGGUGGAUCUGCCGGAGAAGGAAGUGGAGAUCCUGCAGAGCCCAGCCAUGCUGGCGAGAUUGAGCAGGAAUGGAUAUGAGUUGAGCUAUGACCCUCGGGGGCGAUGCUUCAAAGUGUGGCCCGGAGGAUCUGCUCGCGCCGACGCGCGGGAAGCGCAGCUGGUGGACCAGAGCUGGUGGCUGCCGCAGCAGCGCGUGGGGACGCCUUCGUUGGACAUCUAUUUGGUGCAAACACCGGAGGAUGGACGUGCUGAACGCAUGUACAUCUCCAACGACGUCUUUCACUGCAACGAAUUGAGUUGCCAGCAGUACUGGAAUCGUUGGGAGCUCCAGAGCUUCUACGAGGUUCCCUUUGGUCUCACCGUGGCCCGGGUCCCUUCGGGCGCUGCCAGCUACCUGGAGCGUGUUUACGGUUGGGACUGGAACAUCACCGUGCGGCCACAUGGCUGGGCCUCGCAGCAUGGGGAGGGCUUCGAAGCCAAAGAGGUGGCCAGCCUCCACAAGCGUGCCGCUGAGCCGUUUGGACCUUUGCCGCAUGUGCUGUGA